UUUCUUCCUUUUUUCCUGUGCUCUCAGUCUCAGACAGCCAGCGUUCAGCAGAUUACUGAAAAUAGAAUCUGUUUCUGAUUACAGAUUACAUUAUAGUAACAGUAAAAGGCCCUAUAUAUAGGAUGUCAUGUGUGUCAUCCUAGAGCUCUGACGAGGAGGAGUAGUAGGAAGGAUCGGAGGACCAAAAUCCAGCGUGGUAUGUAUCCAUAAUAUAAUUUAAUGAGACUGAAUACAAAAGAACAAGAGCACGGGCGGGCGGCUCUGGCAGCUCAGGACAGACGGGCGGCUCUGGCAGCUCAGGACAGACGGGCGGCUCUGGCAGCUCAGGACAGACGGGCGGCUCUGGCAGCUCAGGACAGACAGGCGGCUCUGGCAGCUCAGGACAGACGGGCGGCUCUGGCAGCGCUGAACAGGGGGGCGGCUCUGGCAGCGCUGGACAGGAGGGAGACUCUGGCAGCGCUGGACAGGAGGGAGCACCUGGAGGGAGGAGACGGAGAGACAGCCUGGUGCAUGGGGCUGCCACCGGAGGCCUGGUGCGUGGAGGAGGCACCGGAUGGACCGGACCGUGGAGGCGUGGAGGCGCACUGGAGGUCUUGAGCACUGAGCCUGCACAACCUGUCCUGGCUGGAUACUCCCCGUAGCCCGGCCAGUGCAGCGGGGUGGAACAGACCGCACUGGGCUGUGCUGGCGAACUGGGGACACCGUGCGUAGGGCUGGUGCCAUAUACCCCGGGCCGAGGUGAUGCACUGGAAACCAGAUGCGCUGAGCCGGCUUCAUAGCACCUGGCCUAAUGCCCACUCUAGCCCAGCCGAUACGAGGCGCUGCGAUGUAGUGCACCAGGCUAUGCCUGCGCACUGGGGACACUGUGCGCCUCACGGCAUAACACGGUGCCUACUGGACCACGGUAAGCACGGGGAGUUGGCUCAGGUCUCCUACCUGACUUAGCCACACUCCCCGUGUGGCCUCCCCCCCAAUACAUUUUUGGGGCUGCCUCUCGUCCCUGUUGCGCUGCCGUGCUAACUCCUCAUAAUGCCACCUCUCGGCUUUGGCUGCCUUCGGCACUCCCCGGGGGCGGCGAUAUUCCCCAGCCUGUGCCCAGGGUCACUUUCCGUCCAAAAUCUCCUCCCAUGUCCAGGAGUCCAGAAACCUCUGCUCCUGGUUACCACGCUGCUUGGUCCGGUUGUGGUGGGUAGUUCUGUAAUGGCUGUCGUGGGUUGAAGAAGGUGAAGAGGAACAAAAUGCAGCGUGCAGUGACUCCUGCACCCGUCUGCUGUUCCUUGGUCACCGGUAUGUUCGCUGCGGCGACUAAGAACUUUGUGAAGCAGGUGGGAGACACAGGUCGGUUGAUCCCUGUACCGAGCCUGAGUGAGGCUGACCGCUACCAACCCCUCAGCCUGGUCACCAGGAAGAGGAAGAGACACUUCUGGAAGAAAACCAAGUACGCCUCAACCCCCUUCUCCCUGAAAGACAUCCUGGUGGGGGAGAAGGAGAUCACAGCAGGGGUGUCGUCCUACCAGCUCCUGAACUAUGAGGACAAGUCUGACGUGGCCCUGAACGGCAGAUUAGGGAACCACCUGAUGAACGACGUGGGGUUCAACAUCAGUGGUUCAGACUCUGUGGCUGUCAAAGCCUCCUUUGGGAUCGUCACCAAACACGAGGUAGAGGUCCCAACUCUGCUCAGGGAACUCAACUCCAGGAAAGUGGAUCUGGAUCACUGUCUGAUUCGUCAGUCCAAAGAAAGUGGGCGGAGUGUUCUCUGCAUUGUCAUGGAGAGCAUCCGUACGACGCGUCAGUGUUCUCUCACUGUCCACGCUGGCAUGAGACGGACGACUAUGAGGUUUCAGAUUGAUGAUGGUCAAAACCCCAAAGGUCGAGACAAGGCCAUAGUGAUCCCAGCUCACACCACCAUCGCAUUCAGCAUCUUUGAACUGUUUGUUCGAUUGGAUGGACGACUUGAUAUCUGUGUAAGCCCUGAGUCGUUGGGCGGAUUUGAGAAGGAGCUGAUCAGAGAGCAGCUGGGUGGUUUCAUUGGUCGAUUCUCUAUGGGACGGCUACGCAGGUUCCUGUCUGGGAUUGUGUACGGAAACCCCUUCAGAGCAGACGACAGGACGUUUGAGGAGCUCACCCACACCCACUCAGACACCUACAUGGACGACGUAGUGACAGACUACUAUGAAAAGGCAGCCAGCAUGACGGACGUCUCCUCCACCUACCUGCGAGGGGACUCCCACUCCCGUGUCAACCUCCUCAACCACAACAUUCCCAAGGGCCCCUGUGCCCUGUGUGGCCGGGGCCAGACACCGAGGGAGACGGUAUACGGCUGUCUGGAGUGCUCCUCCGGCGGGCACAAGUACGUCAGGCUACACGUGGUGCCUUGUUUCGACCUGUGGCACAAGACGCUCAGCUGAAGAGAUGGACUCAGGAAGAGAGAGGGAGGGAGAGAGAGAGAGGUCAUCCCUGAUUAGACAUAUAGUACCUAGCUAAUAGCCCUGUGCCAUACUGACAGUCAGAAAACUGGGGCUGGCCAAUGUCUGUAGUACUGUAUCUUAUUUGGAGCUUCCCUCCACUCCCCCUCAAUGGAUCCUCUCAAGUGACUCCCUCCGUUAGUCUACAUUGGUCUCCUCUACUCUAUUCCAUCUCUAUUCCAACUAUUUCAUCUACACUUGACCUUGUUGUGGCCUCAUUCUGCUGGUUUCAAAGUGUGUCAUCAGGUCUUUUGGGUCAUCACCUGAUGUUCAGUGUUUGUAGUGGGGUGUUUUGACCUCACCAGGUCAGUGGGACAUUGUAAUGGUGAAAAGAGAGUGAAGAGGCUGUAAAUCUACAUUCAUACUGCCAUGGUUACGUGACAUGGAUUCUCCUUUGUUGUUAUGUUUUUGUGACAUUUCGUUUUCUAUGGCUGGAUUAUUUAUUUUUAAAUAAAGAUUGAGGUUUUCUCUGUA
This is a messenger RNA of Oncorhynchus nerka (sockeye salmon), 2939 nucleotides long. It is a transcript of the gene pjvk, whose product is annotated as pejvakin. The coding region runs from base 1239 to 2408 and encodes 389 amino acids. Gene Ontology annotation, biological process: programmed cell death. The record is from RefSeq and is a predicted model, not a curated record. The transcript is spliced from 7 exons. Gene Ontology annotation, cellular component: cytoplasm. NCBI's taxonomy places the organism in Eukaryota, Metazoa, Chordata, Actinopteri, Salmoniformes, Salmonidae.